AUGACUGAUCUGCUAGCCCAUGUAGUGGAAGACCAGGGUCAGAACCCUAAUCCUCAACCUGAAAAUCCUGGUAACCAUGUAGAGGGCGAGGAUAGGGCCCUCGAAAGGUUUCAGAAAUUUUUCCCACCAAAGUUUAUUGGAGGGCUAGAUCCGAAUGUGGCUGAGAGAUGGCUAGAAAAGAUGGUGGACAUCUUUGCUGCCCUGCAUUAUACGGAGGAAAGGCAGGUGACUAUUGCUGUCUUCCAACUGGAAGGGGUAGCCCAUUCCUGGUGGAACGUAAUACGACAGAAAUGGGACCGAGAACAAAUGCCCAGGACAUGGGUGAACUUCAUGAGGAAGUUCAACGUGAAAUUCUUCCCUCCUCUGGUUCAAGAACGGAAGGAAGACGAGUUUAUUCGGCUUCGCCAAGGGACCCAGACUGUAGCCGA
Molecule: messenger RNA, 428 nt
Organism: Coffea eugenioides
Lineage: Eukaryota; Viridiplantae; Streptophyta; Magnoliopsida; Gentianales; Rubiaceae
Exons: 1
Source: RefSeq, a predicted model, not a curated record